AAAAGGUAGGGAAUCCAGCUCCUCGUCCUCCGUCCUCCCCAUUACCGUGCUCCCGUUCUGACAGGAACGAGUGCGUGAAGACUGAAGAACAGCAUGCGAAAAACGAAAAACGGAUAUACAAAAACGUCAGUCCGUCUUCUCUGCAACUCGGCUUCUUGUCUCUGUCCUGCUCUAACAUCACUGCAAUGGGCAAUGCCACUCGGACGAAAAUGGCGUUAUUCACCAUAGAUUCCUAAUUUUCCAUGUUAGGGUUCUGGCAGUGGGAAAUUGGUGGAGCUUUGGUGGGUCAGAGCUACAUUUUAAUUUUUAAGUGGAAUUUGAAUCCUUAGAAGGUGGAAUGGGAUCGAGUAGUAGUAAAGAUGCCGCGGCAGCGUCGUUGCCGUCGUCGUCUAAGGCUGUUCGUCGGACGAGAUCGAAGGGAGCUAGGGUUUUCCAGCCUUCCUGUCUGGGCCGAUCGUUUGGAUCUUAUGACAACGACAGUGGCGAAGAGAGCUCUGAUCAUCGGAACAAGGAAAAUAGGAGUUUGAACAAUGAUACCUAUACAGACCAAACUGGAAUAGACUCUGAUCAAGUGGAACGUGAAUGCUAUGGGAAGGUGAAGGUCCAACAACAAGCAUCUAAUGAGGUGCCUUCAAUCUCUUCUGACAAUGAGCUCGAUGAAUGGGGUCAAGAGAGUGUUGCUGAUACCAUCUCCAGAUCUGGUAGCAGCUCUAACCGAGCUGCCUCUGGUCGAUCCUUGAACCUUUCAAAUCGCAUUCGAUCCCGCUUUAGUUUCAUUCCUGGUAAUAUAAGCUUUAGGUUAAGCAGAGCAUCUAGCUUGGGGUCAUCAAGUGCUUAUCCUCUUUUCUCUACAAGCCUCACAAUUUCCAACAGUGAAGAAAGGUUUCAUGUACAUACUGGUCCUGCCAAUAUUUCAGUUAGCAGCAAUGAAACUCAUGAAGGGAGUGACUUGCUUCCUGAAUGCACCAUUAAUAGACUACCUGCAACACAACAUGAAUUUACUUCUUCUGGUGUGCAAUUAGACUCUUCAGCCUCUGGUUCUGUUCAUUUGCAGGAUGAUGAAAUCAUUUCCACAGUGGAUGUUGUUCAGAACAAUGAGAACACAAGAAAUGGAAUUGAUGUAAAUGGGCAUUCUCAGAGGAAUCAUACAGAGGUAGAGAGCAUUGAAACAAGGCAUCCAGAUAGACGAAUUGGAGGUCGAGAACCAGUUGAAAGAAGUGUCCGGUUUAGCCGAACAAUGAGUGUUGGCAGGCUCCGUGACAGGGUUCUUCGCAGGUCCUCAAUCUCUGAUGGAUUGUUUGGUCGUCUACACGAAGACAGUGAGGUUCGAGAUUCUAGCCAGGGGAGUGGGAGACAUGCCUGGGAUGGUGUAACAGGGACAUCAGCCUCUGACAGGAAUGCUGAAACACCAACAACUUCAUCUAAUUAUCCUUUAUCCAGUAUGCCAAGCUCCGUUGAAAGCAUUCAAAAUGACGAGGUAGAGCCCUCAAGAACAAGAGACACCAGAUAUCAUGACAUUUUGGAGCGUAGAACUGAUUUUCUUGAGAGGAGAAGAAGAAUAAGAUCACAGGUCCGUGCACUGCAGCGGCUUGGUAGCCGCUUUGAAAAUUUAUCUGGACAUGAGAGGUCAUGUAUUUUGGCAGGUCAGCAUCGAACAGGGCGUUGUUCCUGCCGAACAAAUGGCCGUUCCACCAAUCCAGAUGAUGAUAACAGUGCCAGAGCUAGCAUAUCAAGGAUUGUUAUGUUAGCAGAAGCAUUGUUUGAGGUUCUGGAUGAAAUUCACCAGCAAUCUGUGGUUUUAUCUUCCCGGCCUUCUGUUUCUUCGAUUGGCUCUGUUCCUGCACCAAAGGAAGUUGUAGAAUCAAUACCUGUUAAAAUAUACAUGAAGUCACAAAAACAUAUGAAUGAAGAGGCUGCACAAUGUUAUAUAUGCCUUGUGGAGUAUGAGGAAGGGGAUAGCAUGCGGAUAUUGCCUUGCCAUCAUGAAUUUCACCAGACAUGUGUAGACAAGUGGCUUAAGGAGAUUCACAGGGUAUGUCCACUUUGUCGUGGGGAUGUUUGCAGAUCUGAUUCGUUGCCAUCAUCCAUGGAAAUUUGAGAUUAAAAAAAAAUGAGCCAAAUGCUCUCACCAUGAUAUCCAUAGUCCUGAAGGACCUUACGUUCCUUGAAGACCAUAACUGUUGAUGGGCAAAGUGCAUCCCAUCUCUUUUCAGAAUGAUGGCUUCUUUCAUGGUGCUUUGGGAAGUUUAGUCUACUUCUGCCUAAGGCAUCUCCUUGUUUGCUCUGGCCAGAUAAAAAUCCAGCACAGGUAGAAAUUGACGGAGCUGCUUGCUCUUUGCCGUUGCUACAAAAUGGGAGCUUAGAACAUCUCAUUUAGGGAGGUUCAUUGUCAAAAUCUGUUUAAUAUAUAGCUUUGCUUCCUCAAGUGUUCAAAGAUGUUUUUGAUUUGUCAAUUGUCAUCUAUGCUGUCCUACAGUAGGACUGUAACAGUCCUAGAGGGCCCUGCUGAAUCUAAUUUAUAGCAAGUUUUAGAAAACAAUUGCUGAUAUGGGCACCUCUAAAUUUUCACUUACAAUUGUAUUGUGGAUCAAAAUCUUUGAAAAAAAAAGUGAUUUCCUCUAGUUGCAACUUA
This is a messenger RNA of Nelumbo nucifera (sacred lotus), 2632 nucleotides long. RefSeq lists its product as uncharacterized. NCBI's taxonomy places the organism in Eukaryota, Viridiplantae, Streptophyta, Magnoliopsida, Proteales, Nelumbonaceae. The record is from RefSeq and is a predicted model, not a curated record.